This is a messenger RNA of Elaeis guineensis (African oil palm), 2310 nucleotides long. NCBI's taxonomy places the organism in Eukaryota, Viridiplantae, Streptophyta, Magnoliopsida, Arecales, Arecaceae. The record is from RefSeq and is a predicted model, not a curated record.
AAAAAGCGCUGCCACCCACCCCAGGUCCUCCCGUCCAAAUAAGAUAUUCCACCCUCCUACCGUUUCUCCUUUCAAUAACCAACGGCACUCUCUACCCUACCUCCCCCGAUCGCUACCAAGGAAAAGAGAGAUCGUUCUCUUCUCUCUUUUCUUUGGGUUCUUUUGGUUUCUUGUGAGGGAGAAGGGUUUGAUAUGGCGACGGAGAACGGGGCGGAGGAGAUCGUCGAACGGACCGUGAGCGGCCGGGAGCUCGAAUACUCCGGCUGGGUCUACCACCUCGGCGUCAAUUCGGUCGGCCACGAGUACUGCCACCUCCGGUUUCUCUUCCUAAGGGGCAAAUAUGUCGCCAUGUUCAAGAGGGAUCCUCAUGAGAACCGUGGCAUCAAACCCAUUAGGAAAGGUGUUAUAAGUCCUACUCUCAUGGUGGAGGAGGUAGGGCGUCGGAAAGUCAAUCAUGGGGAACUUUAUGUUCUCAGGUUCUACAACCGAUUGGACCAGACCAAAAAAGGAGAAAUUGCUUGUGCUUCUCCAGGAGAGGCACAUAAAUGGAUGGAGGCAUUUGAGCAGGCCAAGCAACAGGCUGAGUAUGAUCUUCUCAAAGGGAGUGACAGAAACAGACUAAGCAUGGACUCUGAACUCAACCUAGAAGGGCAUCGACCUAGAGUGAGGCGAUAUGCACAGGGUUUGACCAAGCUUAUAAGAAUAGGAAAAGGUCCAGAGAUGCUUCUUCGGCAGUCUUCAGAUCUCGGAACUAAUGUGAGGACAAGCACAUAUUUUGAUGGUGAUAUGGGAGAUGCUUUUGAAGCUCAGGAUUGGAGAUGCGUUCGUAUUGUUAAUGGUGUAAGAAUUUUUGAGGAUGUGGCUGAUUUGAAGGGUGCAGAAGGUUGCCUUCUUAAGUCUGUUGGAGUUGUUGAUGCAAAUGUGGAUACUGUCUUUGAGGUGGUUCUCAGCCUUGAUAGGCAUAAGAGAAAUGAGUGGGAUAUGUUAACGUCUGACCUAGAAUUGGUGGAUUCGGUGGAUGGGCACUACGAUGUUGUUUAUGGAACAUAUGAUCCAAAAUUUUUAACAUGGUGGAACUCACAGAAGGAUUUUGUUUUCUCAAGACAGUGGUUUCGUGGUCAAGAUGGGGCAUAUACCAUUUUACAGUUUCCCGCUGUCAGCAAGAAUCGACCUCGAAGAUCUGGUUAUAAACGUACAAAAAUCAAUCCUUCCAUUUGGGAAAUUAGAACACUAAACACAUCAGAGUCUUCAACUGCAAAAUGCCUUGUGACUCAGAUGUUGGAAAUCCGUUCAAGUGUCUGGGGUAGAUGGAAGAGACAGCGCAUCUCCAAUUUUGAGAAAACCAUUCCUUAUGCUUUACUAUGCCAAGUAGCAGGAUUAAGAGAAUAUUUUGGAGCAAAUCCUGCCUUAAUAUCUGAGUCUUCCUCCCCAACUGUGCAUUCAAAAAUCUCUUACAUUUCAAGUGACCAGGAUGCAUUUGAGGAAUCUGAAGUUAAGGAUGAGUUCUAUGAUGCAAUAGCAAAUGAUGAUUCAUUGGAAGAUGAAGAUAGUGAUGAUGAUGUCGAACUCUCCAAGGAUGGAAAAAUCAGACUAAAGAAUGUUUCAUGGGCCAUUGCAAGCUUGGCUUUGAAGCGAAGUACAGCUUUGGUCGAGAAUAAUGAGCUGAACGUCAACUUUCCUCCAAUCACCAUUGAUCCAAGUCAAUUUCAUGGUUCAUUGCAUCAAGGAAAAGGUGAAACUGACACUAACUGCUGGACUACUCCUAGUGGUCAAGGGUUUAUGAUAAGAGGGAAGACCUACUUGAAAGAUCACUCUAAGGUUGUGGGAGGAGAUCCUCUUCUGAAGCUCAUUGCAAUUGACUGGUUCAAGGCUGAUUGUAACAUUGAUAAAGUUGCAUUGCAUCCCAAAUGCCUUGUUCAGUCAGAAGCUGGAAAACAACUGCCAUUCAUUCUCAUUAUAAACUUAGAGAUUCCAGCAAAACCAAAUUACAGCUUGAUUCUUUAUUAUGCAGCGGAGAGGCCUGUGAAUAAGCAAUCUUUGUUGGGCAGAUUUGUAGAUGGAACUGACAUGUUUCGGGAUGCAAGAUUCAAACUAAUACCAAGUAUUGUAGAGGGCUAUUGGAUGGUCAAGCGAGCAGUGGGAACCAAAGCUUGCCUAUUGGGGAAAUCGGUGACAUGCAAGUACCUCCGUCAAGAUAAUUUUCUAGAGAUUGAUGUUGAUAUUGGCUCCUCAUCUGUCGCAAGGAGUAUAAUCAGUUUGGUUCUUGGAUACAUCACAGGCAUUGUUGUUGACCUUGCCAUCCUGAUUGAG